Molecule: messenger RNA, 4272 nt
Organism: Scylla paramamosain (green mud crab)
Lineage: Eukaryota; Metazoa; Arthropoda; Malacostraca; Decapoda; Portunidae
Exons: 6
Coding region: 142-801 (219 amino acids)
Source: RefSeq, a predicted model, not a curated record
CUCUCUCUCCCUCCCUCUCUCUGUGCCCAGCAGGGAUCGGGCGUGCGCUACUCUCCCCUGGACCUGGCGUUAUAUAUCUACAAGACGGGGGACGAGGAGCGGGUCACGCUGGCCAUCCAGGAGCUCAUCGCUGAGGGCCUGAUGACGGCAGAGGAAGCGCUGAGUUACCUUCACAGCAUCCGGGAACACUUGCGCUACCUCACCCAGCAGGACGCCGACGAAGAGAAGAUGGAGUCCCAGGCAGAUCUAGCAGCCGUGGUUAAGAAGAACAGCCUGCCUCUGCCUCUGACGGAGAUGAACCUGGGGGACCCCGAGGGCAUGUUGGCGCCGGAGCCUGACUAUGAGGGCCUGAUGGAGCGCUUGCGUGGCCAAGACGACCAGUAUACGCAGUACUCGCUGGAGGAAGUCAUCUACCAGCUGGCCAAGAUCAUCUUUAAGCAGGCCAUGCACAGAGGUGGGGACGAGGGGUCAGAGCGCGCCCUGCAGGAGGUGGCGGCGCUGCUGGAGAAGGAGGUGGCGAGGGGCGCAAUCUCCCCGCAGGUGGAGAAGAAACUGCUGGACGUGAUGGUGAACUCUUUAGUGGACAGUUUGGGCGAGUCUGAACUCCCUGCUGCUCCUGGCCCUGUGAUUGGCGGCUCGAGCUUUAGGCUGUCCAGUGAGGCUUCUUUCCCGAUGCGCGCCUCUUCCGUGAUGGGCGGGUCUGCAAUGAAGCCCAUCAGUAGUUUGUUCCAAGCCUCCAAAGCAACGACGAAGAGAGAGGCGCCUGUGGACAAGAGCGUGGCGGGCCAGAAGACUGAGUAGGGAGGCGGCUCGGAGCUCUGCGUGACGCAGCCCAGCCUUCAAGGAUAACACCUCUUUUCUGUGGCCGCUUGACGAUCUCGACAUAGUAUCUUCACGUGUGGCUAACGGGAUGAAGGCCUCACCGCCCUCCUCUGCACACAACACUGCCCCCGCUGACAGCCCCUGAUAGUCUCUGAUAGUCCCUGCUCGUCCGGGUCUUGUGUGCUGCAGUGGUGCCAAUUGAAUCUUCUUGUUGUGCUGCUGUCUUACAAAAUAGCCCUAAUGUGUACAAGAAAUUAUACACAACUCUCUCUCUCUCUCUCUCUCUCUCUCUCUCUCUCUCUCUCUCUCUCUCUCUCUCUCUCUCUCUCUCUCUCUCUCUCUCUCUCUCUCUCUCUCUCUCUCUCUCUUUGGGUGUGUUGUUUGCAGGAGCGAGGUUCCAAAGGCGUCUCUUUCACGGCCAUCAGUUUUAUUCUGAACUAUAUAUUCCAUAAACAUAUCUUACCUUUACAUUAUACCCCGUGUGAGUGUGUGUCGGUGUGCCUGUACUAUAUCAAGACGGUGUAAACACGUGCAUUACUUCCUUCAUCACUACGAUAAACGUACGUAAUUUACCUCUCCGAGUCUUGGCCCCAAGUAUUCUGUGUAUUCACUCUGUUCUACUUGUGUGGGAGACUUCAUCAUUCUUCCUUACUUGUCACCUCUUAGCUACUGAAAUGGUUAUAGUCAUCUUGAAUAUUUCUGUGAGUUCAAUUGUACGAUUUCUCUCUCUCUCUCUCUCUCUCUCUCUCUCUCUCUCUCUCUCUCUCUCUCUCUCUCUCUCUCUCUCUCUCUCUCUCUCUCUCUCUCUCUCUCUGUCUGUCUGUCUGUCUGUCUGUCUUGUGUCUAAUGUACUAGAAGGCACUCUUUAUCCCUUAAUGUCGCGCCGUUGUAUUCCCGGCUAUGUAAAGGACCGUAUACUGAAACACUUCUGCGUCGCACCUCCACUACUUUUAAAAGGGUCUAGUUAAAGUUAUACGGGUUCUUAAGGGUAUUUUAUGGUUUUAAUGACAGAUUAACAAGAUUUCUACAUUAUUAACAGGAUAAACACUCUUGAGAACUAGGCCUUUGAAAAUAGUCGUGGUGAGAGAGUAGAGAGUUUCAGAAUUCGCGCCACAGACCCCACAGUGCAGUAAUGGCUCACAACUCUCCUGUUCGCUCCUUUAAUCCAGAUAAUUGUUAGGCACGGCAGUCCGGCGCGCCUCUGCUCCCUGCCAGUGCAGUACACCUGGCAGCUUUGUGGUCCUCCCGUCACUUGCGUCGCUCGUAAUGAACCCAUAGUUUUGGGACCAUAUUCUGAAACACUUCCUCGCCGCACUUCCACUAUCAAAACGCUCUUGUUGAAGUGACACUGGUUUUCAAGGAUGUUUCUAUGGUUCCAGUGACAUAUUAACAAGAUUUCUAUAUCAUGAACAUGAGAAACACUUACGAACCGCGCUGAUCAUCUCUGCGGCUUUUGAGAAUAGUCGGAGUGAGAGCGAAGUGUUUCAGAAUACGGGUCCUGGAGCUGCUCGCCAGCAGCUACCUUGAGCGGCGAUAUGGGACAGCGGGUGACAGUGAUCAUGUUUUCAUGGUUACGUUUCUGCAUCUUGAGGCGACCCUUCAGUAUUGGCUGCCUGUCCCUGUCCUGAUCCUCACUCUUGUCCCGGGACCACAUUUUGAAACAUUUCUGCAUCGCACCUCCACUACUCUCAAAAGGCUCUAGCUGAUAUUACAAGGAUUUUCAAGUGUUCUACGGUUCUAGUGACAGAUUAACAAGAUUUCUACAUUACUAACAGGAGAGACACUCUUGAGAACCCAUCUAAUAAUCUCUGUGGCCUUUGGAAACAGUCGUGGAGACAGAGCGGGAAGAUUUUCAGAACACUGGUCCUGGUGGUUGCAAAGCCGGGCGGUCCGCGUGACGAGCGGCAUAGUGAUGCAGUCCCCGUAGUCUCCUCGGCAUCCUGGCCUGGCUGAUGCCUGCACACUCACUGUCAGGAUAUACGUAUAUAUGAUUCCCUCGAUCACUUAUGAAGCUUGUAGCAAUAGUGUAGUCGUGCCCGCAGCACCUUUUGGUGGGAUAGGCUGGUGCACUACGCCUGGCCUCCUGACAAGGGUCAGGGUGCGGCCUGUUUUAGUGUGAGCAGCACAGUAGUGACCUGCGGUGUCUCCGCUCCUCCCCAUCACUCCCUGGCUUUGCAUGGCCCCUGCCUCUCCUGUUGGCUGGAAUAGUGUGUUAGUCUCUGCCUUGCUCGAGGGUCGCCCAGAUGACCGUGAAGGCAUCAUUACUCUGCCGCGGGGGAACCUCAAGGCGCCGCACAGUUCGGAUCCCCUGACUCAGGUGGGCUGGAACAGGGGUAAAUUUUACGAACUUGUUACAAAGUCACCGAGUGAGCCGUGGUGACUCGAGGAUUGGUGAGAAGCACGGGAGUGUUCUGGCCAAACAACAAAGGCGGCCGUACAAUUUAUCACAUCAGAUUGAAUCCAUGGAAGCAAAAGCGUGACGCGUCUCAGCGCCCUGGCGGAAUGUAUGGCUGAAUGAAGAAGGAAGGAGGGACGUCCACCCCUCAGUCACGAAGCUUUGUAAUUAUUUCCUUGUUUUCCUAUUUCCCCAGAAGUCAUGAGCCAGUGGCGUGGUUUUUAAGUAAUGCAUGUCUUAAUUUUUCAUGCUUAAUUGAUUACGCUUUUGAAGUUCAGUUUAAUUAUUUCCGUGUAUUUUUUAUUAUCACCAUCAUUAUUAUUAUUGUUAUUAUUAUUAUCAUCAAUCAUCAUCGUCAUGAGCAUCAAGGUCAUCAUCAUUAUUCUUUUCUCUUUAUUUACGAUGACUUUACUUAUGAAUUGAGUUCGAGUAGCGAGGAAAAUAUUGGCCGGUGGUCACUAUUUGUUUCCUGCCGCUGAGUGAUGACGAGGGUAAAGAUGAGAGUGAAGUGAUGAUGAUGAGUCGAGGGUGACCAGAGAGUGAGGGUAAAGUGCAGUGAGAAUGAGGGUGAGAUGAAGGUAGGGUGAGGUAAGGUGAGGACGAGUUAAGAAUAAGGUGAGGGUGAAGUGAGGGGAGAUAAGAGUUAGAUGAGGUGAAGACGAGGAUGAGUGAGGGGGAGGUGAUGAUGGUGAGGAUAAGGGUGAUGUGAGAGCUUUUUAUAAAAUCUACGUCCAUUUGUUUUUAUCUAUCUAUUCAUUUACUUAUGGAAAGAUUGAAGGAAUGUUAGGAGGGAGGUAUAGGGCAAGAGAAGGAUGAGGAAGAGGAAGUACGUGCAGUAGGAGGAGAAACUUGCCUGAGGGACACAUGAUCAUUAGACAACACGCUGGCGGAGGCGAUGGUGGUGCUCUGUUAGCGGCCACCCCACAGACUGGCUGGCGGCGUGGCAGCGUGGCGGUGGCUGGGGUGAGGCGAGCAGGCCCGUGCAGGUGUUGUGUUGGCCAGAGCCAGUUCAUGCAGACCUCUAUUUUCUCAUAAUAAAUAUGCGAUAUUCAAAA